AUGAUAUCUAUACUAAACACAACCUCUUCUAUUGGCAGCACCAGCCAGCCUUUGACCUCCUGGGCCCAGAGGCAGAAACUCAGGCCCAAGAAGAGCAAAGCAGAACAAGAUUCAUCACAAAUCUUUGAGUACCAGGAGCAGCCGCACAGAGAAGCCCACAAACAAAUCCCUCUGGAGAGCUCAGACUUCCAGGAGCAGUUUCAGCAGCAACAAUCGUCUGGGCUGUCGUCCAGCUUUUUCCCCCUGAGGAGGAGUGACAGCCUGCUGUCUGAGGCAUCAGGGCUCACUUAUUGGCGUUUGCAUGAGAGUGAACUGUAUCACCCUCUACCCGACAGCUUCGACAGCGGUGCUUACCUCCUUCUGCAGGAGGCCUCCAUUAGUCUUACCCCAUCUCAGGAGCCUCGUCUGUCCCUCAAAGAGAUCUAUAACAACAAGCAAAGAACAGACGGUAAACGUUCAGACUGGGAAGGCUCUGUAACAUCCAGUCCUUCGUCACCACAGGUGUUGGACCCAGCUGCUAACCAGCGGCAGUCAGAUCGUACAUCUGGCUUCACUUCGCCCUCUCACUUCAGCAGCCCUUCCUUUGCCGCUCAGCCCCACGUGUACCCCAGAGUAGGAACCCCUGUAACCCCCGACAGCAUGGUGGUGGGCAGUCCCAACCCUGGAGACACAGACUGCAUCUCUGACACCUCCAGUGUUUCAGCUGCCGGGCCUUCCCCCUCUCAUCAGCAGAACCCGUGGGGAAACGUUUCCCAGGCCGUCCUGUUCCCCUCCCAGGAUCAGACCCAGCCCUGCUCACACACAUCCAGCCAGCAGUGCAGGACCAGCGCCCCCUUAGCCAGCGAGGAGGAGGGUAGUAACACCCACACCAGCACCCUGAAGCAUCGUUCUGCCGCCGGUGCUUCUCUGCGGCCUCAACACAUGGAGAGAGCUUCAUCACUGGAGGAUCCUGUCGUCCUUUCUCUACUGCGGCAGAACCUGAGAGAGAAGCACUCUCGACACGUGGCUGAUCUGAAGGCGUAUUACGAGUCUGAGAUUCAAAUCCUGCGAGACAAACUGAAACUCAGAGAUCUGCCCCAGGAUUUAGAGAGGAGCAACCAGGCCCUCACAGAGAGAUGCAGGCACCUGGAGAAAGCUCUAGCCGAGGCCACCAGUCGAGUUCAAGAACUCGAGGCAACAAACAGCCUGCUGGAGAAGAAGCUGGCAGAAUGGCCGGAGCGAUACGCUGUCGCGGCUGCUACCGUGAAGUCCUUGCAGCAGCGAAUGGAAGAAAGCAAACGCUCGGGCAAAGAGAAGGACGCCUCUGCAGCCCGUCUGAAGAGCCACGUACGGCAGCUGGAGGAGAAGCUGCUGAAAACCUGCAGGGAGGCUGAGGAGAGGGAGGCGAGGAGGGAGAGGGAGUCCAACAUGCUGCAGGAUCUGCUUGGACAAUAUGACUCGCUGGUGAAGGAGCACGAGGGACUGAAGGGCAACCUGGUGGCAACGGAGAACAAACUUGACGAUGCCACCGAUCAGAUAUCAGACCUGAAGAGAGUCAUCUCCAAACUGGAGUCUCAGGUCAAGCAGCUGGAGCACGAGAACCAGGCCAGAGCUCGAUACUCUUCCCACAAUAACACACAACCUUCUGGGGCUGGUCUCCUCCACCAUCCUGACCUGCUGAUGUCCCCGAGUAAAGGAAAGGCAGAACCAGAUGUCACGCGCAGGAAAUCCCCUUCUGAACAGCCGAACAGCGGCAGGAAAUCUCCAUUUCUUCAAACCAACCAAUCCAGUAUCCACAAGAAGUCACAUUAUCCAUUUAAUGAUCCAUCAUCGGGAACUGGAAGCUCUGUGGAGAGCUCUUCAGUUGGGGGGAGCUGGAGGUGUGCGUCCCCCCCGGAGUGUGAGCAGUCUCUGCAGCAGCAGCACAGGCAGCAGGAGCAGAGUCAGCGGGAGUCCGGCCCCAGGGAGGGGUCCUCCGCCCUGACGCCCAUGAUGAGGGCCCUGAUAGAGCUGGAGGAGACCAGAGCCACAGAGAGCCGGGCCCCCUGUAAGAACAGCCUCACCCCCUACAGGGUCGGCAAUCAGAGGACCACUGUGGGGUUUGUGGAGCGGAGACACAAAGAGGUGCUGCAGACCGAGAGGGAGGGGGGGAAAUCUGGAGGAGAAGCCAGAGCUGAGCCCAGAGGAAGAGGAGGAAGAGGAGGAGGAGGAGGAGGAGGAGGAGGAGGGGUGGCAAAGAAAAGAGCUGCAGCUCUCCUGAGAGCUCAGAGGAGUCUGUCUCCAGACGGCCACAGGUCCUCCUCACUGCCUCCAGAACAUCGAAACAAACCAACAACUACCCCCACCAAGAGAGGAACUUUACUGAUGCCCAGGUCUGCAAAGUCCAGUCCCAAACGCUGCCCCUCUGAGAACUACUCCACUGCUUUUGGUCACCUGAUGCCAAGAGACGCACACAUGCACAAAAGGACUGAUGAUGAAGUUGACCAGAGGCGUGAUUCAUUCCACAACGGCAGUCCCAGGAAGAGACUCCAGUUUUCCUCAGCAGACAGAGAAGAUG
This is a messenger RNA of Notothenia coriiceps (black rockcod), 2536 nucleotides long. RefSeq names its product M-phase phosphoprotein 9-like. The record is from RefSeq and is a predicted model, not a curated record. Gene Ontology annotation, cellular component: centriole. The annotation marks the transcript as partial. NCBI's taxonomy places the organism in Eukaryota, Metazoa, Chordata, Actinopteri, Perciformes, Nototheniidae. The transcript has 16 exons.